Manis javanica (Malayan pangolin) is the source of this 3053-nucleotide messenger RNA. It is a transcript of the gene VSTM1, whose product is annotated as V-set and transmembrane domain containing 1. NCBI's taxonomy places the organism in Eukaryota, Metazoa, Chordata, Mammalia, Pholidota, Manidae. The record is from RefSeq and is a predicted model, not a curated record. Gene Ontology annotation, biological process: immune response-regulating signaling pathway. Gene Ontology annotation, cellular component: plasma membrane.
UUGGCCUGGGGACGGAGGGCAGGAGGGAGCUGCAGUUGCCCCAGGCCCCUGCUGCCUUGGAACCGUAAAGCUGGAGUCGGGGUCUGGGUCCAGGCAGAAGGGGAGCCAUGAUCACAGGAGUCCUGUCCCUGCUCUGCCUUGGGCUCUGUCUCGGCUCCAAAGAAGAGACAAACAACGAGCAUCUUCCCAAACCCUCCCUGAGUGCCUCGCCCAGCACGGCGGCGGAGCCUGGCAGCAACGUGACUCUGAAGUGCCAGUCCCACUUCCAGAACGUGACGUUCAUGCUGGGGAAGUGGCAGGACUCUGGGUACAGGCAGGAGCAGAGCUCGGCGGGACCCCAGGCUGAAUUCCUCCUCACUGGCCUGGCGCCCCCGGAUUCCGGCUCCUACUUUUGUGCCUACAAGAGAAGGGGUUCCCAGGUGUGGUCGGAGAAGAGCGGCCCCCUGCAGCUGGUGGUCGCAGAUUACCACGAUGGCCACAGAGCUCUUUCCAGAAAAAAAGCCACCAGAAUCGUCUUCGUCACCACCGUGAGCUGCAUAUCCAUCCUCCUUCUCUUCCUCUCGGUCUUCUUCAUCUACAGACGCUCUCAGCACGGCCCGUCGCAUGAAGAGAACCAGCCAUUCCAGAUUUCCCAAGAAGGCUACGGACUGAAGGACUCCCAGGAAGUGACCCAUGAGGAGCUAAACGCCAUGGCACCCUCCGAGGCAGCUCCUGUCCCUGCCAAGGAGGCCCCGGAUCUUGGGGACAUGCAGUCCUGAAGGUGCAGUGGGAGAACAUGGAGCUCCUGGAGGAAAGGCCUCCUCCGUGGAGAGGAUGGAUCGGUCACCUGGAAAUCCACUCUCUCUGUGCCCUUGGCUGAUAAUCCAUAUCAGUCAGGUUACGGGUCUGCCUUUCUGCUUCCACACCUCUCAGGAAUUACUGGAUGGGUUUUCCCAAGACUUGAAGUGUGACGUGAGUACAGUUUGACUUAAAAUAUGGGCUAAAAAUACGUACUCUAUAGAUACAGGCUGCUGAUAUUCAUGAGACCCACUUAGGGAGCUCGGAAGGCACCACAUAAGUAGGAAACGGUUACCCCGGCAGAGCCCGUGGGGUGGCACGCAUCUCCUCGGCACGGGGCAUUGCCAAAAGGAGUGCAACACAAAGGCCCUCAACUGUGAGCCCCCCGAGCGGCCCUGAGCAGCCUGCCCCGGGGGAGCUCCAGUGCUGGGUGGCCAUCUGGUCUUAAGGCAAAACCACUUCCCCUCUGCUGUGAAUGUCAUUGUGUUCUUACUGUAUCGUAUUUCUGUUUGCAUUUUUUCUUUUUAUCUUCAUUAAAAUCAAAGGAUGCAAUGAAGUUAAACAUACAGGAUAUAUGUGGAUUUUGUCACUUGGUGCCGGUAACUGAAUUAAUUUACGUCAAUACAUCCCUGUAAGGAUGUUUCUGAGUGUGGGCUUUUCUGUGUGACAGUGGCACCCAAUGACCACUUACUCAUAAACACAAACAUACAAGCUUUGCUUCCUGAGUUCUGUUACUUGAUCAGGUUUGAAAGUCAUUUUUUAAUAAAUGCAUGAAUAAAAGGGUAAAAAUUUGGCAGGUAUAUAUAAAUAUUCUUCAUGCAUAAACAUAGCUGGAUAACUUCUCCUUUUAAGUCUUUAAUUAUAAAAUAAUUUGAUUGUAAAGAAAAACACCAAGUAAUAUACAUGAAAUAUGCAUACUGACCUUAUUUUCUAGACAUUAAUGUUUUGCUGUUUUUAUUUCUACCACUCUCAAUCUAUUUUCCUUUCUAUCUUCCCCAGAGGUAAACAUUAUUCAAGAUACAGUAUAUUAUUCUGUAAAGGUAAACAUUAUCCAAGAUACAGUAUAUGGAUUUUUUUCAUACUUUUACUACACAGGCAUCUGUGGGUACUCAAUAUGUGGCAAUAUUUAUGUGCUAUUAAUAUAUAUGGAAUCAUAUUGUUUACCAUAAUUCUGUGAUCUUUUUAUUGCCCUCAAUGUUAUGUUCUUGAAUUCAUCCAGGUGAUUUUUGCAGGUCUAGCUCAUUGUUUACUGUAUAGAUUUUAUCUGUUAACCAUAGCAUGGAAUAUUACUCAGCCAUGAAAAGGAAUGAAGUGCUUAUGUGCCAUGACAUGGAUGAACUGUGAAAACAUCGUGCUAAGUGAAGGAAGCCAGAUGCAAAAAGCUGUAUAUUGUCAGGUUCCAUUUAUAUGAAAUGCCCAGAACAGACAAAUCCUUGGUGAUAGAACCAAUUAAAGGUUGUCAGGGGGUAAGGGAGGGGAGAAUGGGGAGUGGCUGCAAGUAGGUAGGGGGUCUCUUUUUCGUGGUGGAAUUAGAUAGGUGAGGGUAGACACCCUUGUGAAUAUACCAAAACCCAUUGAACAUGCACUUUGGAAGCAUAGAUUUUAUUGUCUGUGAAUUACAAAACAAAUAUUUGUAAAAGAGCUUGGCUGUUUGCACAAACCAUGGUUUCUCUUUCCAGUUUCCUGGCCUGCUAAAUGUUUGGGUUAUUCCCAUUGCUGGGCUUUCAGCAAAAUGCUGUAAUAACCAUCCCGUACCUGUCUCCCCAUUCAUGUAGACAAUCUCUCUAGGCUGCACAUUUAGAAGGAAAACCUGUCUUCUACAACGUUCACCUCUUUAAUCUCACAGAGAUAAGCCGAUUGACAAGUAAGGUAGCUUUGCCUGUGUAUCUGUCCACCAGGGAGGUGCAAGUUCCUAGCUCCCCAUGUCCUUGCCAAUGCAUAAAUACAUUCAAACCUCAUAAUUUUUGCUGAUUAAAAUAUGUGAGCUCAUAACCCACUUUAAGCUACCUACAUAAAGAUAACUCAUUGUUGCUUUAAUUUGCAUUUUCCUGAUUAUGAGUGAGGUUCGUUGACCAUUUGGAGUUUCUUGAUCGAAUUGUGGCUUCUCUCUGCGUUCACUUUUCUGUGGAAUUGCCAGUCUUUUCCUUAUCAGCUUGAAGGGUGUGUUUAUAUAGUAGACACACCUUUCCUCUGUAAGCCAUAUGUUGCGAAUUCCUCCUGGGAGUCUGUGACUCAUGUUUGCAUUUCUUCUGUACCAUAAUAAAUAUGUUUAGCAU